This is a messenger RNA of Jaculus jaculus (lesser Egyptian jerboa), 609 nucleotides long. Its product is annotated as motile sperm domain-containing protein 1-like. The record is from RefSeq and is a predicted model, not a curated record. Lineage: Eukaryota; Metazoa; Chordata; Mammalia; Rodentia; Dipodidae. The coding region runs from base 1 to 609 and encodes 202 amino acids. Gene Ontology annotation, cellular component: cytoplasm. The transcript has a single exon.
AUGCAACAAAAAAGACAACCAGAGUUAGUAGAAGGAAAUCUUCCUGUUUUUGUGAUUCCCAGGGAGCUAAUAUUUCAUGCAGAUGAUCAGUCAAAACAUAAGCAAGUGUUGACUCUGUAUAAUCCCUAUGAAUUUGCCUUAAAGUUCAAAGUUUUGUGUACUACUCCAAAUAAGUAUGUCAUCGUUGAGGCUGUGGGUGCAGUAAAACCUCAGUGUUGUGCGGAUAUUGUCAUUCGUCAUAGAGAUGUUCAAUCCUGUCACUAUGGUGUAAUCGACAAAUUCCAUGUCCACAUUUCCGAGCAAAGCCAGAGGAAGGCUUUAGGAAGGAAAGAGGUUAUUGCCACUCGUCUCCCAUCUGCAAAAGAACAACAAAAGGAAGCAGAGGAAGAAAGGAUAAAGGAACAUUUGACAGAAACAAACAGAACUGUCUCUUCAGGACCUAGUUUACUAACUGUCUUCCUGGGAGUGGUGUGCAUUGCGGCCCUGAUGUUGCCUACGCUGGGGGAUAUGGAAUCGUUGGUGCCUCUCUACCUCCACUUAAGUGUGAAUCAAAAAUUAGUGGCUGCUUAUGUCUUAGGUCUUAUCACAGUGGCUAUACUAAGAACAUAA